GCGGCAGAGCACGGUCACGCUUGCGUGUGUCGCCAUCGAUCCGAGUAGCUUCGCGUUCAUACCCGUCGGCCGCCGUCGCGGCGAUCCGCCUCGCCAUGCAACCCCCGCCGAGAAAGAGUAACUACACGAAGUUUCUGAAAAAUCUACACUCUGAACAAAUCGCCAAACUUCACGCUAAGAACCAACAUGAGUGUGAUUUGCUUGAAGAUCUCCGCACCUACACCAUCAAGCGCUCGGCAAUUGAAAAAUCAUAUUCCGAGGCUCUAUUGAAAAUAUCUUCUGCAUACCUGAACAAGAAGAUACCUAAUAUACCUGAUAUUAAGGUGGAUGGAGCUGAAGAAAAAUGGAACAUGUGGAAUGUGUGGCGAACUGUUUUGGAAGAAAACGAGAAGUUAGCUCGCGCCCGCCUCGCCGCAGUCGAGGUUUUUCAACAGCAAAUCGCCGACGAAGCUAAAGUGUUACGGCAGCAUAAGAUGAAUGUUGCUAAGAAGAGCACAGACUUAUUGGCUCAAGCUCACAAAGAACUUCAACUCACUGUUCUGGACGUGGAUAAAAACAAAAAGCUGUAUUUUGAUGAGGAACACACAGCUCAUGACGUGAGGGACAAAGCUAAAGACAUCGAGGAAAAGCUGAAAAAGAAAAAGGGAUCUUUCUUUCAAUCAAUAACAUCGUUGCAAAAGAACAGCGCCAAAGUCUCUUCUCGGCGGGAUCAGCUUGAAGAAAAAUCAACGGGCGCUAGGAAUGACUAUUUGUUGAGCAUUGCUGCAGCCAACGCUCAUCAGAACCGUUAUUUUUUGGUGGAACUGCAAUCAUGCAUGCAAAGCAUGGAAGCUGCCGUAUAUGAGAAGGUAUCUGAGUUUCUGACCUUGAUGGGUCGAACAGAGUUACUUACGUGCUCCGCCACUCAACAUUCUUUCGGAAAAAUUCGGGAUCAAGCACAACAACUCACCAGGGAGUACAAUUUACAAUGUCUUUAUUUGUACUAUCCAGUUUUGAAACAACAUAUUCAGUAUGAUUUUGAACCCUGUGACAAUGAUCCUAUUGAUACGGUUACAAUGGAGCAUGAAACUGUUGCACAAACUUUGGCUCAAGAAGCUCGUCGUUGGGCUACUAGAGUGGUCCGAGAGACAGCUCUCGUAAGAGAUGCUACCAGAAAAUUACAUUUGUAUCAAGCUAUGAGAGAUGCUGGUCAAAAGGUUGAUCCGAAUGACCCAAAUGGUCCAGAGUUAGAGGUCCGAAUGGACGAACUUCGCACAAACAUAAGACGCUCUGAAACAUCUAAAGCUAAAUACGAGGCUAGAUUAGAGUGUCUCCGAACUGGAGGAGCUCCUGUCGACGAAUGGCUGAAAGAAGUCGAUUUGUUAGCUGUUCAAGAAACAUUGCCGCGAAGCAGCAGUCUAGUCAGCGUCAGAACCGAUGCUUCUGGUGCAGCUGACCAACCCAGUUCGGAUUCAUUUUACGAUAGUGACAAUACUGAAGGUGAAGCUGCCACAACUUCAGCCGUCGCUACUACGUCUGGACAUCAACGAACUACUUCUGAUUCCCAACAUGAAGAUGAACAUGAGGACGAUGAAGACGCGGAAUUGGAAGAAGAUCGUAUGCGUAUAGAACAGCUUACCGUCGGCUGGGAUGAUCCCACACAAGUGAACUGGGGUGAAUCGGAGCCUGAAACAACGGCACCUCCAGCUGAAACUAUUGAACCACCAGCACCUCCGCUUUAUAAAUGUACCGCUUUGUACUCAUACACGGCACAAAAUCCAGAUGAAUUAUCUAUCAUUGAAAAUGAGCAAUUAGAAGUCGUUGGAGAAGGUGAUGGUGACGGUUGGCUUCGUGCUCGUAACUAUCGUGGCGAGGAGGGCUACGUGCCACACAACUAUUUGGAUAUUGACAGGGAACAGGCUUCAAGCGCUCCAGGAUUGGUAACACAGAUAUCUUUCUCAUCUGUUGACUACACGGUAGAAGGUGAAGAUGCUGACGUAGUGCAAUCCCCAGAUCAAAUAUCUGUUAUUUCAGCACCGGUCACCAAGCCUGAAGAACAAAAAGUUGAACAGCAUCAAAAACCCGCUCAAGCUAAGGAAGUAUCGCUACCAACUCUCGGUUAUUGCUUUGCACUUUAUGAUUAUGAUGCCGAAGCCUCAGAUGAACUCAAUCUUGAAGAAGGACAGAUUAUCCGUAUCGUCUCCCGAGAUGCACAUGGUGUUGAUGAUGGAUGGUGGCGCGGGGAAGUUAACGGCGUUAUAGGAAAUUUCCCAUCUUUGAUAGUCGAGGAAUGUGAUGAAAAUGGAGAACCAUUGAGUGGUGCGGAUGAGGACUGGACUCCGCCGGAUUCAGCUCCACCAGUGUUUGCUUCUCCUCCUGGAUCCCCAGGUGGUGGCUUUAAUGAUGACCAGGUCGAGAAUGAAAACAACAAUGUAAAAAGUGCUGCGCCUCCUGCUGAUCCACCGCCACCACCACCAGCAGGCAUGGGUGACUCUAUGGACAGUCAACCAGAUUUCAGCUUUAAUCUAGAACUAAGUAGGAAUCAGCACGAUCAGUACGACACACAAUUUUCGCCUCAACAAGGUGGCGCUCCUGCUAUAAUCGUCGAUGAGGUUCUGGGUGAAAAUAUUGAAGACGAGGAAGAGGAGAUACCCCCCGCCCCGCAGUCGAAACCGCCGCCGCCAAAAGUUGAACUACCCACCGAAGAUUGCGGCCUAGGCGUGGCACAAAUAGUAAUCACUGCCGCCACACCUAUGGUAGAGGAGCCGGAUCAACCAUUCCCACCUACGGAGCCGGAGCCGGAGCAGCCGGAGCAACAGCAUGAGGAACCCGAACGCCCGGAAGAGAACGACGACGAAGAAUCCUCCCUUUCCGAACAGACCGCCGUGUGCUUGCGCGAAACUGAUGAAGGCCACGCCGACUCUGCUCCGCACCCUGCCUCGAGCUCGACGGCAUCCGAAGGCGAAUCGACCGGCGCUUCCGUAGCUUCCGGACCCCCGACCGCUCCCCAAUCCCCGCCCUCCGCGCCCCGCGCCGGCCGCGCCUCCAUUCCCGACGAGUUGGAGCCCGCGCAACUGGCGAGGCUCACUGAUCUCAAAGAAUCUAAUGCUUAACUUAAUGAACGCUAUUUUAACGUUAUUCAGAACUUUGUAAUACGUUUUCUACGCGUUUUCGUGAACGCAACGUCUACGCAAUCGCUGUAGACGAUCGGACUCUAUCCGCAGGCGACGACGCGACGUUGACUGAUAUUUAUUGACAUCAAACUUUAUAUUAAUUGCUAUGUUUACUGUACAAACAGACUGCUUCUGAUCGUCUACGCAAUAAGACCGUUUCUCACGUUAAUAUUUUACACAGUACCGAAUGAAAUUAGUAAAUUACCUACCUAUACGUUCACUUACACACUGAGACGCACCGACCCUGCGUCAGUCCACAAUAAUAAUACCUAGGCCUAACUUUGUCUGACUUCGUGUUAUUUGAGACUCAUACAUAGAUAAACAUAAUUUAGUACAUAAUUAGGUAAUGGCGUUUGUAGGAUUCGGUACGUUAUAUUUCAAUAUAAAUUUUCCGAAUGAAUUCAAUUCUAUUAAGCCGGCUACUCACGUACCCGCCGCAUGGGCAAUAUUGGAACAAUAUCGGUUGGUCGGAGGUCGGAACAAUUUCAGUUGCCCCUGCUGUUGGUACGGUCUCAAUGGUUAUUGCUUAACGUUAUUUUUUGGCAGAUUGCGAAAGUCUAAUUAGUUAAUGAAUAAUAUAAUAUUCAAAUGAUUACAAAGUGUUUUAACUUUAUAAAAAUCCGCCUUUCAUUAUUUGUGAAUAAAAUAUCAUCCAUCAUUUGAGAUGACCUACUUACCUUUUAAAUUAAAUACUACUUACCUUUUAAAAAGUAAGUAUUUAACAGUUGAUGCAGGAUAAAUUCCAAAGGGUAUUCACCCGAUUUGACAAAUAAAUAUUAUAGUCAAUAGUAUCUGACCAGAACCUGAAGCCUUAGAACCAUUUUUAAAUUUUAUAUUUAAGUCCUACAAUUCAUUUUAGGGAAACCUGUUCAUGUUGACUAUAAAAAUAAUUACUAUAAGAAUUUCUAUAAGGCUCUAAACAGCUUUAAAAUUGCAUUUUUGACGGAGUGGGAAGCGGUCGUGAUAUGUAGAGAUGUGUAUAUACUUAGUUAAUAAAAUAAUAUAAUAUGUAUCUAACUACAUUAUAACUAGUUAAAUUUUGCUGUAACACAAUUUAGACCCUUGAUUAGUAUGACGAGUAGGAAAAUUACAUGUUGGUCGUAAUGUUUUGUUUGGAUAUGUAACAAUGUUGGUAAAUCGAUAACAGUAUUAAAGUAUAUGUUGAGUCAUUUUAAGAUAUACGUUUAAAAUGUUUAUGUAUAUUUUUUAUUAUUUUAGUGAUUAAGUUAGGAAUAGAAAAAUAUGUUCGAAUUUAUUUACAAAAUAGCCCAAUUACACAUUAGUUUAAUUUGUCGUUAGAUUUCAUAUUGUAGGUAUUAGUUAGAUGAACGAUAAACGACGACGAAUAUGACCACCUACGAUUUGAAUUGAUGAUUUACUUAUAUUAUAAUUAUGUAUAAAGUUUUUAUUGAAUAAAGCGUUCGCACUUACGCCCGAUUUUAAUAAUUAAUCCUAUCUGAUGCAAAAAUCGCAACAAUAGAUUAUCAUGCAUAGAAAUCCAUUAUCUGAGAAAAGCUUGUCAAAAUUAAUCGAAGAAUUACCUUUAAACGGAGAGAUCGACCGAUAAUAUUUAUUGGAGAGGAAAGCCUAUCAUAGAUAAUGUGAUACUUUAUAAUAUAUCGGGCGUUGGUUAGAUAAAAAUUCCAACCAUGACAAUCGACACACUACCUAAUUUAAACCUUUAAAAAUUAUUAUACUUUUUAAAAUAACCAAAAUCGAUAGGUAUUAAAUAAAUGUAAUAGCUGCUUGCGUUGAUCAGGUAAACUAAAUUUAUUACUUACAUACAUGAAUGCAUUUACUCAAAGGCCAACGUGUGCGAUUAGUGUUAACUGUCUCUUGACGUCCCAAAAAAAUUAAAGGGUCGUGCUACCUUUUCCUUUUGUUAAAAGUGAAUUACCUACACCAAUAAGCUCUGCCACACAAACUAUGAACUUUUGAAUUUUAAGAAAUUGGAAAUCAACAACACUGUUACCUAUUGAUUUGGGACGUCUCAGACGAAAAGUUAGAAUGAUACAGGGUGUUACUACCUUCUCGUUUUUAUCAUCUUUCAUAUUAUCACCUUUUCUUUAUCAUUAUAUCGAUUUGAGUAACUAGAUAGGUACUUAUUGCAUAAGUAUCUAUUAACUUUUCUUAAACUUUUGUACACAUUAUAUAGGCGCCACUAUUACCUAACAUCCUAAAAUUUCGUUCAUAUUAUAGGUUGGUACCUACCUACAUAUCGUUAAUUCAAACAAAAAUUAAUGACUGCUUCUUUUGUUCGUAUGUAAUUAUCGAUUAACUACCUACUUAAUACUCAUGAAGACUGAUUAUGUCAUUUUUAAUGUAUAACUGAUGGAAGGACUAAUAGUGGUGUCAACCUUUUGUUUUAAAUUUCAUAUCCGCAGCAAUUUUAAUAGAAUUUGAUUGCUUUCCUUAAGAUUUGGCGCCUUAAAUCUUGAUGAUGAACCUCGUAUAUUUUCCAACAAAGAAGUAUCAAUUCAACCUCUACUUUUGCAUAUUAAGUAACCCGCUAAUGGUACUUACCUACAUAUAUUAAUGAUUAAUUAUUUAUUAAUGUUUAUAUUCCAACUAAUAUCCUUACAGGAUAUAAAAUAUUUUAAUGAAUUAAUGUUUGCAGUUUUAUCAAUGUAGUUGUUUGUUAGUAUUGUUACUUAGAUUCAAUGUGUUAAAAUUAGUACAAUUUUAAUGUAAGUUAUUAACGUAACGACCUUCUGUAGAGUAUUAGAACAGUGUCAAAUAUAACAUAAUGUUAUUGUAUUCAAUAUUCAAUUCGCACAUUAUAAUGUAUUCACUUUAAUUCAUGUAAGUAGGUAUUUGGUGUCAGAUGUAAUCUGCCUACAACAGGACGGUGGUACUUGCCUACACAAAUCACUGUUUUAUAAAACGUUAUAGGUUUUGUAAACCAACAAACGUAUCAAAUACAUCAGUGGUCAAAUUAACGGCAAACUAAUUAAACGUACUCGUAGGGUAAGUCAUGUUAUAGCUCUAUAUAAUGUUGUAUUUCCGAGUUGUAUAAAAAUAUACCGUACCUACUUUAAAGUUGGUUGGUGACAACAUUUAUAAUAGGUUCAUAUUCUAUUGAAGUAUAUUCAUAAUAAAAAGUUUUAUAUGAAACUAAUUUCACAUUGGAUUAUCUUGAAGGACUGUAGCACUCUGUACUAUCACUGUUUAUAUACUUAUACGGUUACAGAUAUUUGUCAGAUUACACUGAAUACAUGUUGUUCGUGAUACAUACGUUGCAAUAUUCUUAGUGUCUACUGUGUCUAAGUGUUGCUUUUCUUUAGAAGAACCAAUUAAUAUUUAGAUCAUAUUAGCCUUCAGAGUGCUGGCCAACGAUAUUCUACGGAAUUAUUAUAAUAUACAGAAAAUGCGCACUCAU
Messenger RNA from Colias croceus (clouded yellow), 6531 nucleotides. RefSeq names its product protein nervous wreck (gene nwk). Gene Ontology annotation, molecular function: protein binding. The transcript is spliced from 18 exons. The record is from RefSeq and is a predicted model, not a curated record. Gene Ontology annotation, cellular component: recycling endosome; neuromuscular junction. Gene Ontology annotation, biological process: neuromuscular synaptic transmission; regulation of actin filament polymerization. Lineage: Eukaryota; Metazoa; Arthropoda; Insecta; Lepidoptera; Pieridae. The coding region runs from base 96 to 3092 and encodes 998 amino acids.